AAAAAUCAAAUGCCACUAAUUUUCUUAUCAGAGUUCACGAGUAUAUAUAUCACCAUCGGGCCUUCGUCGUCUUGGUUUCCCAUUCCGAGCUCCGUGAAGCUCUCCCAUGGCGGCCAACUUCUGGGCAUCAUCUCACUGCAAGCAGCUGUUGGACCCCGACGAUGUCGGUGUUCUUCAGCCGUUGGACAAGGAGCGAGGCCUUACACAGGAGGAGUUCAAGCUCAUCAAGAUCCAUAUGACCAAUCAUAUAUGGAAAUUGGCACAACAAGUUAAAGUGAGACAAAGGGUCAUAGCUACUGCUGUCACUUAUUUCAGGCGUGUGUAUACAAGAAAGAGCAUGACAGAAUAUGACCCACGACUGGUUGCUCCGACUUGCUUGUACCUGGCAUCGAAAGCAGAAGAAAGCACAGUGCAGGCUAGACUCCUUGUAUUUUACAUCAAAAAGUUAACAGGUCCAGAUGAAAAAUACAGGUUUGAAAUUAAGGACAUUCUUGAAAUGGAAAUGAAACUUCUUGAAGCCCUUGACUAUUACCUGAUUGUUUUUCAUCCAUACCGUGCACUACUUCAGCUAUUGCAGGAUGCUGGCAUGACAGACCUGACCCAUUAUGCUUGGGGUCUAGUAAAUGACACCUAUAAAAUGGACCUUAUUCUCAUCUACCCUCCAUAUAUGAUUGCCUUGGCCUGCAUAUACAUAGCAAGCGUGCUUAAAGACAAAGAAACAACUGCCUGGUUUGAGGAGCUCCGUGUCGACAUGAAUGUUGUUAAGAACAUUGCCAUUGAAAUAUUAGACUUUUACGACUACUAUAAAGGCGACACCUGCAAAGGAGAACCAGCUAGAGGCAUCCCAGAGGAGAGGAUAAAUGCAGCACUGAACAAGUUAGCAACCAAGUGAUCUUUUAUAACUACAUCGUUCACAAUGCCAGCAUGAUGCAAGUAAGACAUGGUAUCGCCUCCUGUGACUCAACAGAAGCAAUGAGUUCGACUUUGCAGCCACUUGGUGAAGGUUUUCCUGGCUCAACUGGUGUUUUCUUAUCUUAAAUUACUUCAAUUGGACAAUUCCUGGAUCUAUGCUUUGUUACUCUUAAAUGUUAAGUUUAGUACCUAAUCUAUUGACAAUGAUACUUAGCAAGUAUAAUUAUGCUUGCAUAUAUAUAUAUAUAUAUAUAUAUAAACAAACGUCCUACUUUUGUGGAGGAUCUUGAGUAAUUUUUACUCCAAUCAAGUGUUGAUUAGAAAUGGUACCAACUUAGCCCACCAGUUGUCUUUCCUAUAAAGUAUUAUCUUGACCUAACUUUUAGUUA
Dioscorea cayenensis subsp. rotundata (Guinea yam) is the source of this 1301-nucleotide messenger RNA. Its product is annotated as cyclin-C1-1-like. The record is from RefSeq and is a predicted model, not a curated record. Gene Ontology annotation, molecular function: cyclin-dependent protein serine/threonine kinase regulator activity. NCBI's taxonomy places the organism in Eukaryota, Viridiplantae, Streptophyta, Magnoliopsida, Dioscoreales, Dioscoreaceae. Gene Ontology annotation, cellular component: mediator complex; nucleus. The transcript has 10 exons. The coding region runs from base 107 to 892 and encodes 261 amino acids. Gene Ontology annotation, biological process: positive regulation of transcription by RNA polymerase II.